Molecule: messenger RNA, 564 nt
Organism: Talaromyces proteolyticus
Lineage: Eukaryota; Fungi; Ascomycota; Eurotiomycetes; Eurotiales; Trichocomaceae
Exons: 1
Biological process (GO): translation; mitochondrial translational initiation
Cellular component (GO): ribosome; mitochondrial small ribosomal subunit
Molecular function (GO): structural constituent of ribosome
Source: RefSeq, a predicted model, not a curated record
GGAUGAGAGACAUUAAGAAGAAGAGCCCAGCUCUACGAACCCGUGUCCUCCACAAGUAUCCCGCCACAAUUGCCACACCUUUCGCACCGGCCACUCCGGUCGAGACAACGACACCCAAUCCCAGCUCUGCUCCUCUGGAAGGGUCAUUGGAAAGUUUGGCAACACAACUGAACCUUGAAGAAACCAUACGCCCGACGAUCAAGCCCGUGUCCCUGAAGCUGGGUCCCAAACUGGGCCGUCAGGUGAUUGUUCAGAAUGAUAGGGGGAUAGAUUGCGCAAGCGCAAUUCGUAUGUUGGAAAUAUCUUGUAGUGCGAAUCAACUUCGGAAGCAAGAGCGCGCACAGAAGUUCCAUGUGAGACGUGGCCAGUUGCGUAAAGACAUUCGCCGGGAGCGAUGGAGAAGAUUGUUCAAGUUUUCAUUCACCGAAACUGCUAAGAAGAUUCAGCGCAUGAGAGACCAGGGAUGGUGAUUUGAUUGUGCGCCGACGUACUAUCAAUUCUACGUCGAUUGAUGUAUUUGGUAGACAGGGGAUAUUUGGUUGUUUUGAUAUUGUAUAAUAAAAA